AUGGGUCUCCAGAUGGAUUUGAAAUCAUUGGGUACAGUCUAUGGAACAUUAAUGUUUCUUAGACCAGCCUUUCAGGAAUUGCUACCACCCUAUGUCCGAAAAUUUAUUCGAGAUAUAUUCUACUGGCUUUUACCAUAUAUCCGUAAGGAAAAGUUCACAAUUGAUAUCGAUGGUGGUUGUUAUGGUACUGAUGGCUUCUCUGACGUUCAGACAUACCUUAGUUCCAAGUGUUUUGAUUCCAUAAAUCAUAUGAAAACAACUAUUAUUGGAAAACCGAAUAAAGCCAAUUACACGAUUGCUCCAGAUGGAAAAACAAGUUCGACUGCUGCCAUUGCUAAUUACCUCAAAUUCGAUAUCUAUGAUAUGGAAUUAACAUCAGUUAAAACCAAUAGUCAUCUGAGAAAUCUCUUGAUUGCAACUAAAAGUAAAUCAGUGAUUGUGAUUGAAGAUUUUGAUUGUUCGCUGGAUUUUUCAACUAAAAGUAAUACGGAUGACGAACAAGAAAAUACUGACGGCGAUGAUAAUGAUAAGGGAAGAAGUUCUAGAGCUGAUAAAGAAAAAAAAAUGAAAGUAAGUGAUGUAAGUUUAUCAGGUGUUUUGAACUUUGUGGAUGGACUGUGGUCUUCUUGUGGUGGCGAAAGAUUGAUAAUUUUUACAACGAAUUACAAAGAAAGGCUCGACCCUGCAUUACUAAGACCGGGUCGAAUGGAUGAACAUAUUCAUCUCUCUUUUUGUGAUUUUGAAUCGUUUAAGGUUUUGGCUAAGAAUUAUUUGCAAAUCCGAGAACAUGAGAUUAUGAAUGAAGUUAAAGAGUUGUUGAAGUUCGUUCAGAUCACACCAGCUGAUGUUGCAGAGUUUCUUAUGAGUUGUGAUGAUGAUGCAGACAUUGGUUUAGGAAAUUUGGUUAAAGAAUUGAAGAAGAGAUUGGAAUCGAUCAAGAAAGAAGACACCACUGAACAAAAUGAUAAAGAAGCAGCCAUUAAACAAGAAAAAGAAGAAGCUUUUGAUAAUUCUGAAAAAAUGAAAGAAGAAGAAGAAAAGGACGACGACCAUGUAGAAAUUGAUUCCGACUCUGAUUCUGAGUCCGAUUCCGAUUCUGGUUUGGGUUCUAAUGAUUCUGAUUACUGA
Messenger RNA from Papaver somniferum (opium poppy), 1128 nucleotides. RefSeq names its product AAA-ATPase At3g28510-like. Lineage: Eukaryota; Viridiplantae; Streptophyta; Magnoliopsida; Ranunculales; Papaveraceae. Gene Ontology annotation, molecular function: ATP hydrolysis activity; ATP binding. Bases 1 to 1128 code for a protein of 375 amino acids. The record is from RefSeq and is a predicted model, not a curated record. The transcript has 2 exons.